GUCUGUCAUUGUUGACAGUUUGACAUGCUUAACGCCACGUGCUUGAAACAAACAUUUUUUUUUAAUUUUGAUAAACAAUAUGAGUUUUUCGGUUUGUAAUAAUGAUAUCGUGCUUUGUAGUGGUGAAAAUAUUGUUGUCUACAAUAUUGAAAAAAAUGAAGAAAAUAUCAUUACUCUUCCUAGAUUAAAUAAUCUCCAAGAAAAUAAUACUCAUAAUAACGAAGAAAUUGAAGCAUUUCAUACAUUGAUGAGUGUUAAUUUUUCAAAAGACGGUGAAUAUUUGGCUGUCUGUACAAAUCGAAAACAACUUUGUCUGUAUAAAAGAAGAGAACUUGAAAUUGUCUCCAACAGAUGUUUAGUUCGUGCUGCAAGUAAAGUUUGUUUUACAAAAAGUAAUGAUAUCGUUGUUGCUGACAAAUCCGGCGAUGCAUAUUUAUUUUCCACCUCUAAACCCAUGGAAAAUGGAAAACUUCUUUUAGGACAUCUCUCUAUGCUUUUGGACAUUUUGGUAACUUCGGACGAAAAGUACAUCAUUACAGCAGAUAGAGAUGAAAAAAUACGAGUCUCAAAAUAUCCGAAUUGUUAUAAUAUUUCUGCCUAUUGCUUGGGACAUAAAAAGUACGUGAAUAACGUAGUGGAAUUACCACAUCAGCGUGAAAUUUUAAUUUCUUGUGGUGGCGAUGGUCAGUUCAUAUUCUGGAAUUACAAAAGUGGAAAAGAAGUUUACCGUUUUCCAUUUGAACAUAAUUUACAAGAUGCGGAUGUCAAGAAAUUUGAGAAACUUUUAGAAGAAAUGAAUGUUGAAGAAUCCAUAGCCCAUUUUCCAGUGAAGCAAAUGCAAAUAGACAAUAUUGACAAUUCAACAUCAAUAAUUUCUAUUAGUUUUUUCUGUUGCACAACAGUGUUUAUUUACAGUGUAAAAGGAACGAAAGACACGAAUCUAACAAUGAAUUAUAUACAAGAAAUUAGCAUUAAAGAAGAGCCUUUAGAAUGUCUUUUGUAUAAAAAUCGACUUUGGAUUUUAACGAACGUGAAACUUGAUGUUUACAAAUUGAAGGAUAACGCUUUUUCCAAGGAUGAGGAAAUGAUGGGAAAAAUUUGCAAAUUAAACAAGGUGUGGGAAAAACUAAGAAGUGAUUCUUGUGAUAAAACUCUAUUUCCUAUUUUGUAUAAAAGAAAAUUUGACAAUGUACAAGAAUAUCAGGAGAAAAAAAAAUGUCGUUUAAAUGAAAAACAAUCGUUAGAGAAUUUUCCAUAAAGACUGUUUAUAAAGUUUAUAAAUUAAACGUGUAUAAUUGUAUAA
Messenger RNA from Leptopilina heterotoma, 1303 nucleotides. It is a transcript of the gene wuho, whose product is annotated as tRNA (guanine-N(7)-)-methyltransferase non-catalytic subunit wdr4. The coding region runs from base 80 to 1258 and encodes 392 amino acids. The transcript is spliced from 2 exons. Gene Ontology annotation, biological process: RNA (guanine-N7)-methylation. Gene Ontology annotation, molecular function: protein binding; tRNA (guanine(46)-N7)-methyltransferase activity. NCBI's taxonomy places the organism in Eukaryota, Metazoa, Arthropoda, Insecta, Hymenoptera, Figitidae. The record is from RefSeq and is a predicted model, not a curated record. Gene Ontology annotation, cellular component: tRNA methyltransferase complex; nucleus; cytosol.